AGUUAGAAUAUAAUAUGGAGGAGAAAAGAGUGCAAACCAACUCAGUGACAAAGUAAUUCCCAGAUAAGUUGCUUUGUUUUGUGAGUUUCUUACUAGUAGCUGCUGUUCUCAUGUAAAACCUUUUUUUCGCGUCUACUCUUUGACAUUACUAUGGUUUAUUGUUCUGUACCACUUACAUGCCUGUAUUCUUCACUCUCUUAGUCAUAUACUUGCCUAAAGUCAAUAGAUUAUGAAGGAAGUAAGUUCUGAUAUGCUUGAGUUCGUACCUGAACGCUACCCACACCACACCUGUAUUUUUAAUUUUCUGUUUGCAGUGCAUUCAGCUUUACAUAGAUAGGCAAGCCUUAAAUAAUUAAGUGGCUUGCUGGUGAGUGUAGUCCAGCCAGAACUCUGGUACAUGAGGGACAGGUUCUUGGUAAAAAUUGCCUUUUUUGGAAGCACUGCGCUCUAACAGGCUCACUGAUGCGUCCUGUGUAAUUUUGUUGUAAUUGCUUACUCUUAGCAUGCAAUGCUCUCUGGAGUUAAUAGAAGUAGUCUAUUAACUCGUCUAGAUGUAGUGGAACAUUUCUCCACAGGUGGGUCCAGGAGAACCUGGGUUAACAUCAUUUGUGUUCCUUCAGAUGGUGGCAAGAUUUGGAAAUAAAAGCAAAAUUCUCACUUUGUAUCUUUCACUGUUAAUAGUGAGCAAAGCACUGUUGGGAACCUUCACCCCGAAUCAUGGAAUCAAGGCUUCCCAUGGCUGAAGUAGGAAACUUAACAAAUAGCAUUUUCGAUGUUUAUUAAAAUUACGUGUAUGUUUACAAGUCAAUACUUGGCUUCUAUGGUUCUUAGCUAAGUUUUAGCUACAGUGAUAUCCAAAAUCUGCCAAAAAUACUUCAGCUGCAAAUUAGUUUAUGUAAGAACGUGUUAAAACUGAAUUCUUCUGUUUUGAAUAGAAUGUGUCAGUUUUUUUCAGGAGGUGCUCUUCAAGAAGCUGACUUGAGAAUUUCUAACUAUGGCUGUAAGAGGGACUUAUCCACUGAGAUGAGCUCAGUUGGUUGGAGCAUGGUAUUGAUAAUGCCUAGGAUGUGGGUUUGAUCCCCAUAUGGGCCAUUCACUUAAGGGUUGGACUUGAUGAUCUUGGGGGGUCCCUUCCAACUCAGAAUAGUCUGUGAUUCUGAGAUACAUUAUUGUGCUGGUUUAGACAGCUGGUUUAGGGAACUAAACUCCAAAUAAGCCACUCUCUUUCCCCCUGCUCCUUUCAGUCAUGGAGGGACAUUAAGGAGAAAUUACAAGAUAACAAUUUACUAAAAUUGCAAUGACAUCAGCAGUGUUAAUAACAAAAAUUAUGCAAAAAGAAGGUGCCCUACCCACAAAAAACAGCAUUUACCACUGUGAAAAAAAAAUCCAGGUCUUCCUGAAGACAGUGCCUGCUGUGGUCUCCACACAAAAGCAAUAUAAUUACUGUUCCUGUAUCUGGGCCACGUGGUAUUUGAGACACAAAGGCAAUAUGUCAAGGAGAGUGUUCUCCCUCACCUCAGUCAGACAACAACAAAGGAGUAGGGCAAGCAAACCCCUUGGAAGCAAUCAUCGUGUUGUGCCACAGCGCUGCCUCAGACCACUCCGCUUUGCUGGUUUGAUUCUGCACAGCUGCCUCUGGCACUGAUGCUGCUCUACCCAGCUUGGCUCAGUCCCACAUGGCUGCCUCCAGCACCGGUGCUGCUCCACUUGGGCUCUUCUGGAGCUUGGGCUCUGUGUAGCUCAGCUGGGCUCAGCUCUGUGCCGCUGCCUCUCUCUGUUGCUUUUUGUUCCCUUGGAGUGGCAUCUCAGACUCAUCGUUGUUGUCCUUCAGCACCGUGUCUUAAAGCUGAGACCUGAAGGGAUGGGAAAGGGACUGACAGUGGCGGAGAGGGGCUGGAUCUGCUUGGCCAAUCCCAAUACCUUCUCCCUGGAGAGAUCCAGCAAGAUGGCAAACUUUGGUUUCCAUUGCCUGCCUACUCCUGCCAAAACUACGCCCCCAGCGAUGAAUGUGGGUGGUAUGGAAUAAACAGUGCUAAAAGCUCUAUCCCCUCUUCUCUUUAACCAGGGCAAUUAUAUAUACUUUAUUUGUAUUUUUCUUUUAAUUUAUAUUGUAGUAGAAUAUUGGGAACUACUUUAAAACCUAUAUCUGGAGUGUGUUCUGCUGUAUGCUUCUUAGUACACUUAAUGAUCCAGAUCAGGCACUGAGGUAAAUUAGAUAUUGAAUGCGGUGAGUCUUGCUUGAGAUUAUGUGGUGUCUCAGUCCCUGAUUCCAGAGGGAUCACUCACAGGUCUUCCAUGAUGUAAUUCGUGAAAAAAAGAGGCUCUUUUGUUAUCACAGGGUAGGGAUUAUUUUUGGUUAUCCUUUCCAGUUGAUGUUUGGAAACCACAUGAAAUAGUAUUAGUUACCUAGACAACUGCCUGAGAGCAGUAUCUCUGCAGGUAUUUAGGUUUUGAAUUACUGAUCUCCUAAACUUAAACAUCAGGAUGACAAAUACACAAACCAAGAUUUCUGACACUUUUCAGGACAGUGAAGCCAAAGCAACCUUGAUUAUGUUAGAUGUGACUUUUAUGAGACCUUACAAUAAACACAGAAGUGGAGCAAGAAAAGUUUCUGAAGUCAAAACUCUGAAGGCAAGUGAGGAAGAUCAUAGACUUCACAGUUUGAAAGCAGUUGCAAAGAUCUGUUUGGUAGCUCCAAAAAAAAAAAAAAUACUAAAGUGGCUAGUGUCACAAAUUCUGAUCUCUUUUCUUUUUUCUCUUAAAUCACAAGGCACUUCCUUGUCUUUGAACAUGUGAGAGUUUUUUGUUUGCUCAUGCACAGUGAAAUUUGAUAGCACAAAAGCCCUUUAUUAUAGAAAGUAAUUCUAAACCCAAGCACUGAAAACCAAUGAUAUCUUAUUUUAGUUACUUGCUAAAGCCUAAUAUAUUAUAUGCUUUCUUCUUCUAGCAAUGGCAGAUAAAAGUGGAGAUGCAAAUUUUUAGAAAAACGGGUGUUACGAGACAACAAAUCAUCAUCUGUAGGAAAGAGAGUAAGAAUCACACAGCACACAAGAAACUGCCCUUGAGACUUACAUUGCCACUCUUAUGCUUGAAGGGUUACAAGUUUUAAAUUGCAUUAAACAGGCUGUCUAUUUGUCACUGCAGUGCAAUUUUUGUAAGCAUCUGAAAAACUAACCCAUCUUUUUUUGCAUAUUUCUGUGUGGGACUAGAAUUUGGCCUGUGUGGAGCACAGCUUAGGAAUGACUCAGGAGAGUGGUUGGUUUUCUUAAAGAGAGUGGAAUCAGAUGUUCAGUGUCUGCACGAAUGAUGUGGGAAGGGAGGUAUAAAAUGAAAUGGUAAUUCUUGCUGGUGUGCUGAAUUAUUCACGGUAGUAAAAGUGAGACAUGAGGCACUGCACUGGCGUCAGGUGUUGGUAAAGCCAAGGUAAUGCAUGUGGAGGAGGAAAAGAGCCUGAUGUGCUUACAGAAGGACGGACUUUGAGCUGGAUAUUGCCAUUCAGGAAAAGAUCUUGCAAUCUUAACAGACAUUUACAGAGUCAGUGCAGUGCAUAGUAACAGUCAAAACAGUAAAUAAAAGGGCAGGAGUUUGUAGGAAAUGAAUAGAGAACAAAACAGAAGGCCCAAUUGUGCCACUCGUGUGUGUGGGGGCCAUCUCCCCAUUCCUUUCCAUCCCAAAAGGCAUUUUUUACAGGGGACAAUAUAGAGAAAAGUAGAAGGACAAGAAAAUCGACUCAGUGUGUGUCUCUGGGAGGAGUGAUUAAUGUGGCUUGGGCUCUGGAACAUGGAAAAAAAGGACAAUAGGAGAAUAAAAGUCUGUUUGGCAUAGGAAAAAUGAACAGAUAAUAGUUAUUGUUUCCAAUAAUUUAAGAACUAAAGGGCACCAAAUGAAAUCACCAGAGAGCAAGCUCAAAAUAAAAGAUAGUUUUCACAGUCUGUAAAAUUAAACUAUAAAACUAAUUGCUACACAUGGUAUUUCACAUCCCAACAGUUUAAAAAACUCAGAAAGUGGUUUGAAAAAUCCAGUUCAUUAAACACAAAGAUAUAAUUUCUGCCCCAGGAGGGAUCUGACUGAUCUGGAAGAUAACUGGAAUUUAGAAAAGUACAUCAGAAAAAUGCCAUCACACGCCUCAUCUAUUUUUAUGUUCUUUCCUGGCUGCUGUCAGAGAAGUGGUUGGGGGUGACCUGUGGUCUGCCUCAGGAUGGAGGGUUCUAUGAUACCAGGGUGUUUCUAGAACUGAAUUUUCUUGAGGUGGAUAAACUAGCUUUUAGUAUUUUAGUAAGUGCUACCCACAGCCUUUUUAGAGUGCCCUGCACAAUGGCUAAGCCAGCUCAGCAUGCAUUUGGACAAGGUCACUGUGGACUGCCACUACAAAGGACAGCCUGUGACUCCUCCUGUCCCUGGCUGAUCUACAAGGAAAUGAAACCACCACCACCUCACCCCCAAUGAGCACUUUUGCGGUGGUUCAGUUUGCCAGAUGUGCCCGUCAAAGGAGGCAGCGCAAACCCCCCUCCAUCCGAGCAGCAUCCCACGGUGGCAAUAGGUUAGUCAUUGGGCAAAAGCACACAGUCUGGUCCUUUCUGCAAAAAUCAGACCAAAAGGGUUUCGAGUUGUUUUUCAGAGGUUGUUUUUUUAAAGUGUCUUGUAAAAGAGCUGUGUGGGGUUUGAUCUGGUUUUCCUUUGGCAGUUGAACUGUUUUUCCCCGAUGGGUAGGGGUUUGACAUGGCAAAGAUCUUGUGAUCUGGCUGAUUAAAAAAGUGUGAAAUUUUCAUUUGCAAGUCCUAGAAUCAUCAGCAUUUCAGUGUCACCACUGUUGCUUUUGUUUACCAGCUUGCUUUUUUUAAUGGUUUAUGCCAAGAAAAAUGCUGUGUGUGAAGAUCUUAUGUAGUAGCUUUUUUUUUAUUGUGCUAUCCAACUAGAGUCCUUGCAGCAAGAAAUAAUAGGGAAGUUUGAGAUAUUCAGAAGAUGAUUUCUGUCAGUCUCCCGUGGAGUGCAGCACAAGUAGGAUUUUUGCAGAAAGACAACAUUAAUAUUUCAGGGUGAUGUUUGGCCUUCUAUGUCUGAGGCAGUGCUGGGGAAAACCAUGUGAUUUUAGUGGGUGUUGAGAAGUUGCUGUAUGCAGAAAUGCCUCCAGGGUUUUGUGAGCACAUCCCUGCAGGAGGCAGUCCCCAGUUACAGGACAGGCUCAGCUGAGCAACAGUUUUCAGCUAAAAAAGAAGCCAGUAAGUUUUUGGGGCUUUCCAAACUGUAGGUGUAGCACUGUGUGCAGACAUAGGUUGCAGCAGGCUUUGCACUCUCCUGACGGGAACAGCUCCUGCCUUUGCUUCGAGUGCAUGGCCUGAUCCAGCUUCACGGCGGGAGGACACAGAUGCAAGGGUGAAUGCUGGUUGUGUUGGGUGAAUGAAUGAGGUUGUUCUCUGGCUGGGUCAGACCCAGAGAAAGAUGGAUGGCUUGAGUCCUUUCCUGCUUCAUUCCCUAUUUCAUAGAGCAGCUGAAUUAUGUUUGUAGUUUCAGUGAGAAAAUGUCUCCCUCCUCUCUAUUUUCCUGGGAGCAGUCUGCCGCAGCCUUAACACUUGUGCUGCUUGUGCCCUAAGAAAUGAUACAGCAUGUGCCUGUGAAGCCAGAGAAAUUGUGCAAAAAAUACCUUAAUUGUAUACUUCUUCUGGAAUUUUAACUGGCAUAUUAUGACAAAGAUAGACCGAUACUCUGAACAGUGUUGUAACUCAAGGAACUCCCAACUCCCAUCCAAAUAGUCUCUCCCUCUGGAUUGCAGUCAUUUGAAUAUAGAUUGAAAUCGCGUAGCUGCUUUAAUGGAAAACAAAUGCACUCCCUGGCUUGCUGUGUUUGUGAUGUUCAGGCUCUGUGGGAGCGGUCUGGGCGGCUGCAGGCGCAGCGCGGCCAGGGCCAGGCAGCCAGGUUUUUGUUUCUUUUCUGGAACUUCCUCCCUAAGGGCACCCCAUGAUGUCAGAGAGCCGGGAGCUCGCGGCAGGCAGGCUGAGCGGCUGAGUGCGCUGCUGGCAGUUCCCAGCCAGGCUCGGCCUCAGAGGCACCGCCGGGAGCUGAAGGCAGCUGACAGCCUGUUCCUCUGAGCUGCGCGUAGCUCAGAGCCUCUUGUGAUCCUCCACCAGCCCUGUAGGACUGAGCAUCAUCACCUGUUAGAGGUCUGACGGCAGCAUGGUUGCCAGGGGGGCAAUGGCACGUUUUUGGAGUCUGGAAAGCCUUCAGAUGGUUGCUGCAGAUGGUGGGACUGAAUCUUCAGCCUUAGUGGAUGACAAUGGCAGUGAGGAAGAUUACAGCUACGAGGAGCUCUGCCAAGCUGCUCCCAGGUACCUGCAGCCCGGAGGGGAACAGCUAGCAAUUAAUGAGCUGAUAAGCGAUGGCACCGUCGUCUAUGCAGAGGCUCUCUGGGACCAUGUCACUAUGGAUGAUCAAGAGCUGGGCUUCAAAGCUGGAGAUGUCAUUAGAGUUCUAGAAGCUUCCAACAAAGACUGGUGGUGGGGAAGAAAUGAGGACAAGGAGGCCUGGUUUCCAGCUAGCUUUGUCAGGCUGCGAGUUAAUCAGGAAGAAGUGCCAGAAAAUUGUUGUAAUAUCCAGGACGAAGAACAAGAUUCAGAUAUUAGCAAGCAUCGCCAGAAAAUAGCUGAAAACAGGGAUCAGAUGAGAACCAACGUUAUACAGGAAAUUAUGAAAACAGAACGAGUUUAUAUCAAGCAUCUCAAGGACAUCUGUGAGGGUUACAUUCGGCAGUGUCGCAAACAUACAGGAAUGUUCACCACAGCUCAGUUAAGCACCAUUUUUGGAAAUAUUGAAGAUAUUUACAAGUUCCAAAGGAAGUUUCUGAAGGAUCUUGAGAAACAGUACAACAAAGAGGAACCUCAUCUAAGUGAAAUAGGGUCAUGUUUUCUUCAACAUCAAGAAGGCUUUGCUAUUUAUUCAGAGUAUUGUAACAACCAUCCCAGUGCCUGCAUUGAACUCUCCAGACUGAUGAAGCAGGGCAAAUACCGCCACUUCUUUGAGGCCUGUCGCUUGCUCCAGCAGAUGAUUGACAUUGCCAUUGAUGGUUUUCUUCUCACGCCUGUUCAGAAAAUCUGCAAAUACCCUCUGCAGCUUGCAGAAUUGCUCAAAUACACCUCUCAGGAGCACAGUGAUUAUAGCAACAUAAAAGCUGCAUAUGAGGCCAUGAAGAACGUGGCAUGCCUGAUCAAUGAGCGAAAACGGAGACUAGAAAGCAUAGACAAGAUUGCCCAUUGGCAAGUCUCUAUCGUAGACUGGGAGGGACCAGAUGUGUUAGCCAGAAGCUCAGAACUGAUCCACUCAGGAGAACUGACCAAAAUAUCAAAACAAGGCAAAAGCCAGCAGAGGACUUUCUUCCUUUUUGACCAUCAGCUUGUGUUCUGUAAGAAGGACUUGCUGAGAAGGGACAUCUUGUAUUACAAGGAUCGUAUUGACAUGGACGAGACAGAAAUUGUGGACGCUGAAGAUGGCAGAGACAAAGAUUUUAACAUCAAUGUCAAGAAUGCUUUUAAGAUAAUAAACAGAACAACAGAAGAGGUUCAUUUGUUCUGUGCAAAAAAACAGGAGGAUAAAAAGAGAUGGAUGGAGGCGUGUGAAAAUGAAAGGAGAAGAGUUCAAGAAGACAAGGAAAUGGGUAUGGAAAUCUCAGAAAACCAGAAGAAACAAGCCAUGCAGAAUGCCCGUAAGUCAAGGCAAGGAAAAAUUAAAGGUGUGAGCUAUAAUGGGUGUCCUGUGCCUCCUCCACACCAAACCCUUCAUCCCCUUCACCAGCGACACAUCACCGUGCCUACCAGCGUCCCACAGCAGCAGGUCUUUGCCCUGGCAGAACCCAAGCGGAAGCCAUCCCUCUUCUGGCAUACCUUCAACAAACUCACUCCCUUUAAAAAGUGAGAGGCCAAGGACCUGGAAGGACGUCAGCACAGAGGGGGAGACUCACUCCAGAGGAGGACCUUGGAGACACGGUCAAGCUUACUUGAGCUCAGCGAAUCUCCCGUUUCAGAGGCAGAACCAUGGGUUCCCUUGAGCCAGGAAUGCAGCCUUUGUUAAGAAAGAAGUUUGUCAGGGCUGCUCUGAGGUCCAUGUUGCCAAGUGUCAGCAUUGCUGAUGAAGAGCAGUCUCUCUUCUGACAAAGACAACUUGCUGUUACUCAGAAACAGCAGUAUUUGAUCUCUGUUUCUUAGUUAUGUUGAAGUAGUGAUGGAACCGUGCAGGUCAUUGUAACAUUUCAUUUUUCUUAACCUUAUAUUCAUGGCCAAAUUUUGGAUAGGGAGGAAUUUUUCUAUUGGGAUGUAUCAGCAAGGAGUCUUAGGAGAAUUUUCUCCUUUCUUCUGGAGCACUGAGCAUAGGUCACCCAUUAAAAUCAGGUGGAAAUAUCCCAUGUGAUUAACCAGCUAUUGCAGAAUUUAGUGGACCCUAAUCCUUCCUGUAUUUUUCUAUUACAUUGCCAAAUAGCAGGAGAACAUCCCGCAAGGCCUUACCAUAUUCCAGAUUGGAACAGGGAAAUUUUAUUCUGUCUUAUAGAAACACGAACAGAGUAUGAAAUGGACUGUAAAAAUGUGUGCAUUUAUUGCACACAAGUGGAAACACAAGGAGCCCAGGGCAUCUCAGAUUGAUUCAUUUCAGUCAGAGCAGAUGCAUGCAUGUAUGCUCUUCAGUGCAGAGCAUUCACAUCGCUUUUUCACUCAUUUCUUCACCUGGGAGACUCUUUUUUGUAUUUCCAAUAUGUUUAUUUCUCUGUGUAAAAAAUACAUUUUUAUUUUCUCACAGAGAUAAUGUGAAUGUACAAAAUCAGAGUUGAGACAUUACAUGGUGACUGCUGGCUAUGUUGCAUAUAUCUCAUGCUUUUUAUUCAUAUAGCUGGACUUAGAAAAUGAAUAAAUUGUAAUGUAAAUAUAAAAAUAUAUUGAAGCGGAUCCAUGCUUCUUGUACACAUUCAAUUGACAAUGGGUUUUGACCAAUAACUUCUUCAAGAAGAAAGAGAAAUCCUUACUGGAAGGGACAGAGAAAUCGUGUGGACCAGAGAUGGACUUUUGUCACGGUGUCAUCAGUCCCCAUUGGAAGAGGAAGAACCUGACUUGAUAAGGUCAGUUCUGGCCAGCAUAUGCAAUCCAUGAUUUGCAUUGCUUCAAUUCCUCUGUGGCGCGAAGUUGAUCUGGGAGAACAACUUUUAAAAAGCCACCAGGAAGAAAGAGGAUCCUGAUAUUUGUAGCACUGAUAGUUUCUGCUUGCUUGCUCUUAUCAAGGAUGACAAGACUGCUGGGAAUAUGAAAGGAAGUAAAGACUCAGUAUGACUCAGAAGUGAUUUGCUAUGAAUGUCUUUACAACACUUUAUCCUAUGCUGCUGAUUAGGGGCAUUACCUGAUGAUUAGGAUAGAUCCAAGGGUAUUCUUUGACAGUGGGCACAAUCAGCUUUGUCAUGGAUCUGUAAUAUAUGAAAAACAAACAAGGGGCUAAACACCAGGCAUUUUAACAACAAUGUAAAAAAGCCUUAUUUUAAAGAUGCAUUUGUUCCUGCUACUAUUGUUACCUCCAUAUUUUUAUUUAUCAUCAGUGUUGUGAAGCCCACUAUUAACUAGGUUUUGUGAUUUCCUAACUUUGUGGCCACUUCUGCAAAGCCCGGGUUUGUGGUUUUGAUUUUAAAUUACUUCUUUUUGACAACUGUACAUUUCAAAUGCCUUGUGUAUAUAGCUCAGCAAUAAGGCAAAGUCUGGUAUGCUCAGCCAAAUUGUGCCCUGCAUAGUAAAUUUCAUUGCUUGUGCUUUCCCAUAGCAAUGGGAGAUGAUGUAAACUAGUUAAGAACUGGAAGUACACACUGACAUUUGUAGUGAUCCAGCUGAAAGAAAAUGCACAGGGAAGUCAGUGGAAAAAGCUGAUGGUAUAUUUCUCUUGAUGCUUAAGCCAGCCAUUGCUGCUCAGAUUUUUAAAAAUAGGUAAUUCUAAAUGCUCGAUUUAAACACAAGGAGCAGACUUCCAAAUGCAGGCAUGGAUGCACACCCUUCCCCUCAAAUGAGUUAAGCCUUUUGCAUUUCUUACAUACCCAUUUUUUUGGGUACUUGCCUCUUUCAGGCCUGUAAACCAAUGAGAUGCAUGUACAGUGCGAGUGAAGAUGAUGUUUUUCAUAAUCACAUUUUGAAAGACUUGUUCUAAGUGCAAAAAAAAGGCUGAAGUUGGAUUGCAGUGCUCACCCAGAAACUUUGCUAGCUGGACCUGAAGACAUUAUGAGAUCCACAAUUACAUAUGUGUCUUGGCUGAAACCUGCUUCCUUCCAGCGCUCGGUUCUGUGGGGUACUGGAAAAAAAGGUUUGGGGAUUUUUCUUCUGACAUGUCAGUGCCCAUGAAGGCUCUUCCCAUGUAUUAGCGCUGGUGCCUUAGCCCUAAAAAUGAACAGAAAUGUUUGCAUAUGGUUUUGGAUGCAAUAGGUUUUUUUCUCAAGAAGUGAAUUUUAAAGAUAUAAAAAGAAAGUAUUUCAUGGUGCAGAUUACUCAGGACAGUUUUACAUGUAGUACCCUUCACGUAGACAUGGUUGUUUUGUAAUGCUCUCUCUUUCUUUGCAAUAUGACCUUGCAACAGAUUUAAGAUGGAAUACAGUAAGACAGGCCAAAUUUAUACUAUGCCAUAGUCUUUUAAACAAAUUAUAGUGAAAUGAAAACACACAAUUAUAUUAUUCAACAAUUAAGACAAAUAUUUACUUGGGAGUUAGCCUCACUUCAGAGUCUGUGGGAAGGAGUUGCAACUUAAAUGUAGAAGUUUGAACUCUAGCAACUCUUGCCCUGAUUCUCCUUCUAGUGACCAAACUUAUAUAUAGAUCAUCAGAAAGCUGUGAUGGCAACAUCUGUUCUUUUCCACUUGCAUGCUUUAAGGUACUAUAAAAAAUUCUAGGGCAACAACUAAGAACAUUUGUGCCUCAUUUUGAUAAAGCCCAGCCGGAGCCUUCCUGAUGGCCUGCUGAGCAGAUAACCUCAGACUUUUUGCAUGAGAUGCAGUAAAUAUAAUUGUCCUCAAAUGUGUUCCCACUGAGUUAGGAAAUGCCAAACCAUAAUUGCAUCCAACUCAGAGCAUUUGAUGUAUAAAAUAAUAAGAUUGUUUUACAAGUGGCUCUUGCCAUGCUAAAUUUCACAUUGAAUUUUAGUGGUCAGCGUAAGAACUGAGUUCAAAGACAGACUUCUCAAAUGUUCCACAUUUUAGUUGUCUUUUGGAAAUAAUUAUAUCACAAUUUUGGAGCCAAAGGUCUUUAGCCAUAACUAACACAGUACCUUUCUCUGACUGCCUUUUUUUCUAUAUGUGUGGCAUUUGUAUGCAGCAGAUGCCUUCUAAACGAUCUCUAAUUUAAAACUCUUUGUUGUAAAUACUAGGGAUAACUUGCAUAUAUUUUUUAUUUUGGUAAUUGUUUUGUAACAUUAUAUCUUCCAUACAUUGCUUUGUGCAUCUCACCCUGUGUGUGUGCUGUUACACGGGUUUUAAAUGAAGUGUCUGGCUGCAGAGCAGAGAAAUUGGCUGUUGACAGCUAAAGUACAAUGUAUAGGACAGCAGUAGCUUGAUGUGCAUUUCUUCUGGAGUAACUGCAUUGCAAGGUUUAUUUACUCUUUGAAUGUUGUUUGUCAAAUGAAUCUAUUUUCUGGAAAUAAGUACAAACUUACAUUCCUAUUAUUUUUCUCUUAUUGUACAUGGUUGAAUUAAAUAAUAUACAAAGCUGAA
This is a messenger RNA of Motacilla alba alba, 11706 nucleotides long. It is a transcript of the gene SPATA13, whose product is annotated as spermatogenesis associated 13. The record is from RefSeq and is a predicted model, not a curated record. Bases 6172 to 7902 code for a protein of 576 amino acids. The transcript is spliced from 10 exons. Gene Ontology annotation, molecular function: guanyl-nucleotide exchange factor activity; protein binding. NCBI's taxonomy places the organism in Eukaryota, Metazoa, Chordata, Aves, Passeriformes, Motacillidae.